Molecule: messenger RNA, 5006 nt
Organism: Oncorhynchus tshawytscha (Chinook salmon)
Lineage: Eukaryota; Metazoa; Chordata; Actinopteri; Salmoniformes; Salmonidae
Gene: daam2
Product: dishevelled associated activator of morphogenesis 2
Exons: 25
Coding region: 37-3249 (1070 amino acids)
Biological process (GO): negative regulation of oligodendrocyte differentiation; positive regulation of canonical Wnt signaling pathway; actin cytoskeleton organization
Molecular function (GO): actin binding; small GTPase binding
Source: RefSeq, a predicted model, not a curated record
UUACCCCUCUCGUCCCCUAAUCUCCAGUGGUCCACGAUGCCCCCGCGGAAGCGGACGCGCCCGGCCCUGGGGUUCCUGUGCUGCUUUGGCAGCAGCGAGCCCCUGGAGAUCAACCUGAAGGACAGCGUGCCCCUGCAGUUGCUGGAGUUCAGUGCCCCCAUGCCCCCGGCCGAGGAACUACACGCACGUUUCUCUGAACUGGUGGAUGAAUUGGACCUGACAGACAAGAACAGGGAGGCAAUGUUUGCUCUACCUGCCGAGAAGAAAUGGCAGAUCUACUGCAGUAAGAAGAAGGAGCAAGAGGACCCCAACAAGCUGGCCACGAGCUGGCCCGACUACUACAUCGACCGCAUCAACUCCAUGGCUGCUAUGCAGACCCUGUUCGCCUUUGACGAGGAGGAGAUGGAGAUGAGGAACAAAGUGGUGGAGGACCUGAAAACAGCACUUCGGACUCAGCCAAUGAGGUUUGUGACGCGCUUCAUUGAGCUCGAGGGCCUCACCUGCCUGCUCAAUUUCCUGCGGAGCAUGGACUACGAGACGUCGGAGAGCCGCGUGCACACCUCAGUCAUCGGCUGCAUCAAGGCCCUGAUGAACAACUCGCAGGGUCGAGCUCACGUGCUGGCCCACCCGCAGAGCAUCAAUACCAUCUCCCAGAGCUUGCGGCAGGACAACGUCAAGACCAAAGUGGCCGUGCUGGAGAUCCUGGGCGCAGUGUGCCUGGUGCCCGAUGGCCACAAGAAGGUGCUGCAGGCGAUGGCCCACUACCAGAAGUAUGCCGCCGAGAGGACCCGCUUCCAGACGUUACUGAAUGAACUAGACAGAAGUACGGGGCGCUACAGAGACGAGGUCAACCUGAAGACAGCCAUCAUGUCCUUUAUCAACGCUGUGCUCAAUGCCGGGGCUGGGGAGGACAACCUGGAGUUCCGCCUCCACCUUAGGUACGAGUUCCUGAUGUUGGGGAUCCAGCCCGUGAUUGACAAGCUCAGAGGGCACGAUAAUGCCAUUCUGGACAGGCAUUUGGACUUCUUUGAGAUGGUGAGGAAUGAGGAUGACUUGGAGCUUGCCAAGCGUUUUGACUUGACCCACGUGGACACUAAGAGCGCUGGCCAGAUGUUUGAGUUGAUCAAGAAGAAGCUGAACCACACAGAUGCCUAUCCUUACCUGCUCUCUAUCCUCCAGCACUGCCUCCAGAUGCCCUACAAACGCGGAGGGGGCAGUCUGCAGCAUUGGCAGCUCCUAGACCGGAUCCUGCAGCAGAUAGUCCUACAAGAUGAGAAGGGAGAGGACCCGGACAUAGCGCCCCUAGACAACUUCAGUGUCAAAAAUAUAAUUCGCAUGUUGUUCAAUGAAAAUGAGGUUAAGCAAUGGAGAGACCAAGCAGAGAAGUUCAGGAAAGACCACUCAGAGCUAAUGGCCAAGCUGGAGCGGAAAGAGAGGGAAUGUGAUACCAAGACGCAGGAGAAGGAGGACAUGAUGAAGACCCUCAAUAAGAUGAAGGACAAACUACAAAGAGAGGGAGUGGAGUUGCGGUCAGCGCGGGACCAAGUGCUCGACCUGCACUCGCGCAUCAGUGACAUAGCAGGUGACAGCGUACCUUUCCCUCCUCCGCCCCCUGGUGGCCCUGUCCCCCCUCCCCCCAUGACUGGAGGCUUCCCUCCGCCCCCUCCCCCUCUGCCAUUCAGCUGCCCUCCUCCUCCCCCUCCUCCACCUGGAGGCCCUCCUCCUCCUCCUGGAGCUCCACCCAUCUUCUCUGGAAUCCCACCUCCUCUGGGCCCACCUGGAUUUAUUACUACUGCUACCAUGCGCUCCAAGUCUAUCCCGCAGCCCUCGCACCCACUCAAAUCCUUCAACUGGGCCAAGCUGGGCGAGAAUAAGAUCACUGGCACCAUCUGGCACGACGUCGAUGACCUGAGGGCCUUCAAGAUCCUCGACCUCAAGGACAUCGAAAAGAUGUUCUCGGCCUAUCAGAGACAGCAAGAGCUGCUCACUAACCAAUCCUUCAAGCAGAAGGAAACAGGCUCGAUGGAUGACCUGUACCUGAGCACUCGCAAGGUGAAGGAGCUGUCGGUAAUCGACGGUCGCCGUGCUCAGAACUGCGUCAUCCUGCUCUCUAAGUUAAAAAUGAGCAACGAGGAGAUCAAGAGGGCCAUUCUAGAGAUGGACGAGCGGGAAGAGCUAGCCAAGGACAUGCUGGAGCAGCUGCUGAAGUUUGUCCCUGAAAAGAGUGACAUUGACCUCCUGGAAGAGCACAAACACGAGCUGGAGCGCAUGGCCCGUGCUGACCGCUUCCUCUUCGAGAUGAGCAGAAUUGACCACUACCAGCAGAGACUUCAGGCCCUGUACUUCAAGAAGAAGUUUGCAGAGCGCCUGGCGGAAACCAAGCCCAAGGUGGAAGCCAUACUGAGUGCCUCUAAGGAGGUGGUCCGCAGUAAGAGGUUGACUCAGACCCUGGAGGUGGUCCUGGCCUUCGGCAACUUCAUGAACAAAGGUCAGCGGGGCAACGCCUACGGCUUCAAGGUGUCAUCCCUCAACAAGAUCGCAGACACCAAGUCCAGCAUAGACAGGAACAUCACCAUGUUGCACUACCUAAUCAUGAUCUUUGAGAAGAACUACCCUGACAUCCUCCACAUCCAGCAGGACCUGCUCAGCAUACCUGAGGCAGCCAAAGUCAAUCUGGCUGAGCUAGAGAAAGAGGUGCACAACAUCAAGAGUGGACUGAAGGCUAUAGAGACGGAGCUGCAGUACCAGCAGAGCAGGACGACGGACCGGGGGGACAAGUUUGUCCCCGUGGUGGGGGACUUCAUCACAGUGGCCAGCUUUAGCUUCUCUGAGCUAGAAGACCUUCUGAACGAGGCCAAGGACAAGUUCACCAAGUCACUGAAGCACUUUGGGGAGGAGCAGGAUCGCAUGCAGCCCGAUGAGUUCUUUGGGAUCUUCGACACAUUCCUGGUGUCGUUCGACGAAGCCAGGCAGGACCUGGAGAACAUGCAGCGCCGCAAGCAGGAGGAGGAAAGGAGAGCACGCAUGGAAGUCAUGCUGAAGGAGCAGCGAGAGCGUGAACGGCGGGCCAAGAAGGGUGGCGCCACGGACGAGGUGGGGGGCGAGUUUGACGACCUGGUGUCGGCGUUGCGCUCCGGCGAGGUCUUUGACAAGGACCUGUCCAAACUCAAGCGCAACCGCAAGCGUUCGGUCAACCAGCUAGUGGAAGGGGGUGGCCGCGAAAGACCGGUCACCAAGGUCAACUAUUAAUGACCCCUGGCCCCCAGGAGUCAUAGGUGAAAGGGAGACAACAAACAAUGUUGGCACUGUUUUCCUCACCGGUGAACUCUAGAGGUUAAGGGUCAGAGGGUAAGAUUGUGGGUGUCGGAUUGCUGUUUUGAUAUAGCAGCCACACAACCCAUCGGAAGGAAAGUAGAUUUUUAGCUGACGAGAAUUGCUCUUCUUCAAAACUCCACCAAGACACCUGACCCCAUCUUCAGAAGUGGACUACAGACACUUAAACUGACUGACAGACAGACCACUGUGACAUGACUCCCUUUCCUCUUUAGACCGCCUCUCCAUCCCCUUUUGACCACAUCUGUCCAGAACUGUGCUCCAUGACUCUCUUUGUCUAUCCCCCUCUUUCUCACUGUGCUCUUCCACUCACACACACACACGUACAUACUCUAAUCAUAAUAAUUUUAUAUCGCUCUUCAUUACAUAAAGGGAAGCUCAAAGCGUUAUAAAGCAACAACAAAAACAAACAAUAAAAAUAAAAUAAACAUAAUGAGAAAGUGCAUGGCAUGAUUGAGGUGGUCAGCGGAGGGAAGAGGUGGUCAAAGGGGAGUGGAAGCAGCAGGCAGCACGUUGUCAUCACGGUGUCUCGCCAUCCACGCCGUCUGUGGUUUGGAAGUCCGACUCAAUCAGAUGAAGUUAGAGUUCCCUAAUAGCCACUGGACUAGUUAGCCAACUACUCUUCACUAAUACCAAAAUGCAGCACCCACUUGGCAGUCACAAGACACACAAUAGUAAUUCAGGAUUAGCCAGUCAUGGUCAUCUGUCAUCUCUUUACACCUCUGUAUUCUGGCUUCUCUCAAUCCUCAACAUCUGGAAAGUAGGCAUAAUCAAAUCAAUACAAAACAUUACAUACUAGCAAGCUAACAUUAGUUUUCUAGCUAGCCAAAAAACAACUGCCAAUUUCAGCCUUUAAAACAUGCUGGAUUCAGACUAUAAUAAUAAGCUAAUAGUUCAUUCAUAAAACCCAAAGUUUGUAGGGAAAAAUGCUAUUAAAGCAAUUAAUGACAACUAUUUACAAAAUAUACAGGAGCUCUCUGCCUACCCGACCUUAUGGUGCCAUGGCAACCUAUUCUAUUUGUCCCUUGAUGGGUUGCAUCGCUCUGAGUUUUUGCUAUUUGGUGUAAUGACUCCUUGAGCCCAGCAGAGGGCAGUGGUUCUCUGUGGAGCCUCCUCUCUCGCUCUGUCUCUUACUCUGGUGGUGCUUAUACUAGUUGGUAGUAGCUUUACUUCUUCUAGUAGUGAAUGUAAUGACACAAAGAGUACUUCCCAAAAACUGCCAACAUUUUUGCAGCUGGUGUAGGCCCAUGCAGGAUUUGGGAGUAGGAUGUUGAGGUGACACAAUGGGGACUUCUGCUCAGGAGACGUGGCCACAUCGGCUGCCUUUGGGAACACUCUCUUCCCAAGUGCCUCUACCAUGUGGCAUUCCCGAGGACUCACUCCCAGACGGAAUUUCACAGAACGAGAGCACAACACUUCCCAGUACAAAUACGUGGGAGAGUACCCGUGCCCCAAGUUGACCUUUUACUAUUAAUUUGUCUUCAACAAUUUAAAGAAAAGAAGGAUUGUUUCGGCAGUACCCUGUGCCAAAGCAACAGAAAAACACUAUAUACAGUGUUUGUCACAAUACAACUGAUUGGCUCAAACGCAAUAAGAAGGAAAGAAAUUCCACAAAUGAACUUUUAACAAGGCACACCUGUUAAUUGAAAUGUAUUCCAGGUGACUACCUCAUG